UUGAGUGAUGGUUGGAUGAGCCCAUUUCUGGAGUGCGGGGCGGAAGGGGGGGGUGCUGCGCUUGGCCCCUUGGCCCAUUGGGAGGAGCCUGGGCCUGGGUGAGGAAUUGAAUCCAGCGGCGUCAGACCGGGAGAGCUGUGUUGGUGAAAGUUUUGUUGAUUGUGCCACUGUCUGUUACACUUUUGAGCAGGUCUGUGUGCUACUUGCUAUGCCGCUGCCCGUUGCGCUGCAGACCCGCUUGGCCAAGAGAGGCAUCCUCAAACAUCUGGAGCCCGAACCAGAGGAAGAGAUCAUUGCUGAGGACUACGAUGAUGAUCCUGUGGACUAUGAGGCCACUCGGUUGGAGGGCCUGCCACCAAGCUGGUACAAGGUGUUUGACCCUUCCUGCGGGCUCCCUUACUACUGGAAUGUGGACUCAGACCUCGUAUCCUGGCUCUCCCCACAUGACCCCAACUCUGUCGUUACCAAAUCUGCCAAGAAGCUCAGGAGCAAUAAUGCAGAUGCUGAGGAGAAGUUGGACCGGAACCACGAGAAGUCGGACAGGGGCCAUGAGAAGUCUGACCGUAGCCACGAGAAGCCGGACCGGAACCAUGACAAGUCAGACCGGAACCAUGACAAGUCUGACAGAGAUCGAGAGCGUGGCUAUGACAAAGUGGACAGAGAGCGAGAGCGGGACAGGGAAAGGGAUCGGGAUCGUGGGUAUGACAAGGCAGACCGAGAAGAGGGCAAAGAACGACGCCACCAUCGUCGGGAGGAGCUGGCUCCCUACCCCAAGAGCAAAAAGGUGGCCAGCCGAAAGGAUGAAGAAUUAGACCCCAUGGACCCCAGCUCCUAUUCAGAUGCCCCCCGGGGCACGUGGUCAACAGGACUCCCCAAGCGGAAUGAAGCCAAGACAGGUGCUGACACCACAGCAGCUGGGCCCCUCUUCCAGCAGCGUCCAUACCCAUCCCCAGGGGCUGUGCUUCGAGCCAAUGCUGAGGCCUCUCGAACCAAACAGCAGGAUUGAAUCUUUGCUCUCCUCGGCCCUGGGAGCUUUCUCUUCCUUCCUUCCUCCCCCCACCCCUUUUUGCAGUGCUAGGAUAGAACCCAGGGCCUCAUGCAUGCUAACCAAGUACUCUACCACUGAGCUACACCCCAGUUUCCCUGGAGUUUUUAAUAAAAGCUUUUCUGUGAUCAUA
Messenger RNA from Heterocephalus glaber (naked mole-rat), 1178 nucleotides. It is a transcript of the gene Pqbp1, whose product is annotated as polyglutamine binding protein 1. Gene Ontology annotation, molecular function: ribonucleoprotein complex binding; protein binding. Lineage: Eukaryota; Metazoa; Chordata; Mammalia; Rodentia; Bathyergidae. Gene Ontology annotation, biological process: alternative mRNA splicing, via spliceosome. Gene Ontology annotation, cellular component: nuclear body; cytoplasm. The record is from RefSeq and is a predicted model, not a curated record.